Messenger RNA from Mus musculus (house mouse), 717 nucleotides. RefSeq names its product interferon induced transmembrane protein 5 (gene Ifitm5). Gene Ontology annotation, cellular component: plasma membrane; membrane. The transcript has 2 exons. Bases 35 to 439 code for a protein of 134 amino acids. Gene Ontology annotation, biological process: bone morphogenesis; bone mineralization. The record is from RefSeq and is marked validated. Lineage: Eukaryota; Metazoa; Chordata; Mammalia; Rodentia; Muridae.
AAGUCUCAGCUAGGAAGACACGGCGCUGGAACCCAUGGACACUUCAUAUCCCCGUGAGGACCCCCGGGCUCCAUCAUCCCGCAAGGCUGAUGCUGCAGCCCACACAGCCCUCUCCAUGGGAACACCUGGCCCUACACCACGAGAUCACAUGCUCUGGUCUGUCUUCAGCACGAUGUACCUGAAUCUGUGCUGCCUUGGAUUCCUGGCGCUGGUCCACUCUGUCAAGGCCCGAGACCAGAAGAUGGCUGGGAACUUGGAGGCUGCAAGGCAGUAUGGCUCCAAAGCCAAGUGCUACAACAUCCUGGCUGCAAUGUGGACAUUGGUGCCCCCAUUGCUGCUCCUGGGACUGGUGGUGACUGGCGCCUUGCACCUGUCCAAGUUAGCCAAAGACUCUGCGGCUUUCUUCAGCACCAAGUUUGAUGAGGAGGACUAUAACUAAGAGUUCCGAGCCUGUCCCUGAACCGAGGACAACCAUGUCAGGUCAGCUGUGCCCAACACCAGCUCCUGGGAGUUACAGCCUACUAUAGCACCUCGAUCCCUGCCCAGCCGUGACCUCAGAGGCGGCCCUCUUGUCCACGAUGUGUAUUUGAUGCUGCCCCACUCAGAUCCCUCAGACUUAACUUAUAACCUAGAGGGUCCUCAGUGCUUGGCUUUGUCCCUUUCCCCACUUACCAGGCCGAGCCUCUGUUCACGAUUAAAAGUGGCAGAUUCCAGAAA